This is a messenger RNA of Tuber aestivum (summer truffle), 1005 nucleotides long. Lineage: Eukaryota; Fungi; Ascomycota; Pezizomycetes; Pezizales; Tuberaceae. The record is from the annotation of a GenBank genome assembly.
AUGACGGAUGUUUGGGGAGACUACCAAACUGCAUCCCCUCGAUCCUCAAUCUCUCAAGCAUCCAACGGAAUGUCUUCUGCAGCUUCCUUGGUCAUGUCAGACAUCAAUUCCUCUGAGGUAGCUCACUCCCAAGCCCCCCACCCAAUGGGGCCGAGCACCGCGUUCACCAAUCUUUCCUCUUAUAUCCCUCCCAAAAACAAAGUUCUGUUUACAACUCCCUCCGCGCUCGCCCGCCAAAUGGCUACCAGGAUUAGCCGUUGUCUGAGGCUAGGCACGGGAUGUUACAUACAUGUCAGUGGAGUUACUGAAGCAAAGUUAGACGAGAUUGAUGAUGCAUUCCAAGAUCUUGGAAUUCGUAACUCCGUCCGAUUCACAUAUGAACACGAUCUGGAGGCAAUGGUUAUUAGGUGUAUGCCCAGCGAAGUGCAUGAGAGGGCAAGUAGGAGUUUCAUGAUAAAACUGGCGCUUAAGAUAGCUGCCCUCCCAGGCCAUUCCGAGGAUUCCAUUCUGCCGGUGGGGAGUACAAGAUUCCCGGUUCCCGGGAAGCGGAGUAAGGAGGGCGACGAAGGGAUCAAACCAGCGGAUACCCGGGCUGAUGGAGAUGAGUGGCCAUCUCUUAUGAUCGAAGUUGGUGUGUCUCAAACCAUGCUAUCCCUCCGCCAGGAUGCUUGUUGGUGGUUAGAGAAUUCCAAGGAAAGGACUCGAAUGGUUAUUUUGAUCCGAAUCAAGAAGGAUCCAAUGUCGUUGCGAUUAGAAAGAUGGGAGAGGGUUAUCGAUCCAGACCGGCCAUCCACCCGAUCCAGGCAGAAGACUACGCCAAAGUACACCCAACAUUUUGAGAUUGAUUCCAGCGGUGAUGUCAGUCACGCUGAGUCACAACCAGAUCUCAUCAUCCCGUACAAAUCCGUAUUUGAUACAGGCUAUGGUGCGGGUACCGAUAUCGUCCUCACUAAAGCUGAGUUGUCCGCAUGGUCUUUGAGAGUUUUCCGUGGACUUGGUAGAUAA